AGAGGGGGGUUUGUUGAGGAGGAUCCUUCCUUCCUUUGCCUUUUUGGUUUUUCGUCUGCCUCUGACCCCUCUUGCUUUGUCAAUACGCGCUUGCGCUUUUCGAUUCAGAUAAAAUUAAAUUACUCCCUUAAUUGCCUUCAAUUUCUCGAGCUUAAUUCUCUGUAUCUUCUGAUUUCCAAACAGUAAUUCUGUAAUUCCGAUGGCUACCGCUGGAAACAAGAACAUCAAUGCCAAGUUGGUGCUGCUUGGGGAUGUUGGAGCUGGAAAGUCCAGUCUUGUAUUGCGUUUCGUGAAAGGGCAAUUUGUUGAAUUUCAGGAAUCAACCAUUGGUGCUGCCUUUUUCUCACAAACAUUAGCUGUUGAUGAUGCGACUGUGAAAUUUGAGAUUUGGGAUACGGCAGGACAGGAGAGAUACCAUAGUCUGGCUCCAAUGUACUACAGAGGGGCUGCUGCUGCAAUUGUCGUGUAUGACAUAACUAAUCAAGCCUCAUUUGAGCGGGCAAAAAAGUGGGUCCAGGAACUUCAGUCACAAGGUAACCCCAAUAUGGUUAUGGCACUAGCUGGUAAUAAAUCUGAUCUACUGGAUGUGAAGAAGGUUGCAGCAGAGGAAGCACAAGUAUACGCCCAGGAGAAUGGUCUCUUCUUUUUGGAAACCUCGGCAAAAACAGCAACCAAUGUCAAUGAAAUUUUCUAUGAAAUAGCAAAAAGACUACCUCGUGUCCAGCCAGCGCAGAAUCCAUCUGGAAUGGUACUCAUGGAUAGACCCACGGAGAGAACAGCAAAUGCAUCUUGUUGCUCCUAAGCGCUUCUACAUCAUCACCACCACCACCACUGCUUUUGUGUAACUUAUGGUGCUUGUAACACCUACUCUCCUGAAAUAUAUGUUUCAUAGUUUCCUGGUUUCCCCUUUUUUGUGUAAUUACUCAAUUCAGAAUUGUACAUGCAUGGUCCCUUACCAAUCAGUGAACAGAGUUUGAGAUUGGGUUCCCUGUACUGAUAUCUAUGUGGCUUCUUAUGAAUCUUGUCUCAGUUUCGGGGCUGAA
Molecule: messenger RNA, 1043 nt
Organism: Tripterygium wilfordii
Lineage: Eukaryota; Viridiplantae; Streptophyta; Magnoliopsida; Celastrales; Celastraceae
Product: ras-related protein RABF2b-like
Exons: 7
Coding region: 200-802 (200 amino acids)
Molecular function (GO): GTP binding; GTPase activity
Source: RefSeq, a predicted model, not a curated record